Messenger RNA from Cooperia oncophora, 357 nucleotides. The record is from the annotation of a GenBank genome assembly. NCBI's taxonomy places the organism in Eukaryota, Metazoa, Nematoda, Chromadorea, Rhabditida, Trichostrongylidae.
AUGUUGUGCAAGCUGCAUUCCACUCAUUCUAACAAGUCGUUCUAUAUGCGGCCAAAGGCCGAUCUACAGCGGUCUUUUGGAGUGAAGCAUUUUGCUGGACCAGUAUUCUACCAUGUCAGAGGCUUCCUUGAAAAGAAUCGCGACUCUUUCUCGGCGGAUUUGCACGCUCUCGUUCAAUCGUCCAAGAUGCAUCUAUUGUUGAGAAUUUUUGAUGAGACUGAGUACGCCGAUGGCUCCAUUAGAAACAAGAAUACCACCGUGAGCAGUCAAUUCCGGAAGUCACUCGAUCAGUUGAUGCAGCAAUUGAACCAAACUGAGCCAUUCUUCAUCCGAUGCAUCAAACCGAAUGAAGUUUAA